Messenger RNA from Macrosteles quadrilineatus (aster leafhopper), 1371 nucleotides. It is a transcript of the gene PCID2, whose product is annotated as PCI domain-containing protein 2. Gene Ontology annotation, molecular function: RNA binding; double-stranded DNA binding. The transcript has 9 exons. Gene Ontology annotation, biological process: poly(A)+ mRNA export from nucleus; post-transcriptional tethering of RNA polymerase II gene DNA at nuclear periphery; transcription elongation by RNA polymerase II. Gene Ontology annotation, cellular component: transcription export complex 2. The record is from RefSeq and is a predicted model, not a curated record. NCBI's taxonomy places the organism in Eukaryota, Metazoa, Arthropoda, Insecta, Hemiptera, Cicadellidae. The coding region runs from base 132 to 1319 and encodes 395 amino acids.
UAGAAAAUAGGUUUGAUCUGACAGCUAAACUUCUAUUAAAUAUUUUAAUUAUGUUAUGAAUAGUUUACAUUAGUUUGAUUUACCUAUUAAGUGAGAUAUUUAGACAUAAAGCGUUGAACUAAUUCACAACCAUGUCCAUAUCACUGACUUCUUAUUUUCACAUGAUCAACAAUUCAUGGAGAAACAAGAAUGGAGAAAGAUUAUCUGAAUGCUUGUCAUGUCGUCAUGGUCACGCUCUGAACUCAAGACUGUACGUAGACAACCCAGAAGCCGAUUGUGCGGAUUUCUUGGACUCUCCAGUAGAUGAUAUUGUUGGGGCUCACCUCAGAUGCAUAAAAGAGCUGAGCAGACGAUCGUACAAAACAGCAUUUGACUAUCAGCUGAUGGUGACGUCUGGGGUGACCAAGGUGCUCCAGAGUUUGGCAGAUGAGAACUGGUUGUUGCCUGUGGUCAAGACUGCGUUUUUGGACCUGCGACUCAUUGCACUGAAACUCCUCAAUGUUCCUGGUGUCGGAACAAAAGCUCUGGAGACGGCAGCAGAAACGCUCAUGAGCUGCUUUCGCAUCUGUGCAGCUGACAACCGAGCCUCAGAGCGAGACAGCAAGAGGAUGGGGAUGAUGUCACUGAUCAAUCAGCUGUUCAAGAUUUACUUCCGCAUCAACAAGCUUCACCUGAUGAAACCGCUCAGUCGGGCGAUCGAACAGUCUCCAUACAAAGACAGGUUCCCCCUUGGCCAGCGGAUCACUUACAAGUACUUCAUUGGUCGAAAGGCAAUGUUCUACAGUGACUACGCCACAGCAAACGAGUAUCUGACGUUUGCUUUUGUUCAUUGUCACAAACAAUCAAAGAAAAACAAACGCCUAAUCCUCUUGAAUCUGGUUCCUGUCAAAAUGCUUUUGGGCUACAUGCCAACCAAGGCAGUGCUGGAGAAGUACGACUUACUGCAGCUGUGGGAAGUGGUUCUUGCUGUCAAGAAAGGCUGCAUAUCAGAACUGUCAAACGUCAUGCAGCAACAUCAAGCGUUUUUCAUCAAGUCCGGUAUCUACCUCAUCAUCGAGAAACUCAAGAUCAUUACGUACAGAAACCUUUUCAAGAAAGUGUGGUUCCUGUCAGACAAGACACAUCAGUUGCCCAUCCACAGCCUGCUCGUAGCUCUACAGAUGAUGGAAGGGGAGGGGGUGGAGCUGGAAGAGGCUCACUGUAUACUGGCCAACCUCAUACACGAGGGCAAGGUAAAAGGCUACAUAUCUCUGCAGCAUCAAAAGCUAGUCCUCAGCAAGACAGACCCGUUUCCCCGACUCAGCACUGUAUCUUCCUAACAUACAAGUCCUAGUUAGAUCCGUACGAUAAGUUUUUAUAAUAAAAUGUGAA